AUGCCAAGGAUUCCAAUCAAUCCUCCGGCAGAAUUUGAGAAGGUACGAGACUUUUUAGAAAAAGUUGAAGCAGAAAUGAGAAGACUUGAGAAUGCACCACUGGCUCCCAGGAACCAAGAGAACUUCUGGCCAAUCUUCCAGCUGCAUCACCAACGAACAAGGCACAUCUGCAAUCUUUAUGACAAUGGAGAGAUAAGCAAGGAAUUGUACAAAUAUCUUGUGGAAAACAUGUUUGUUGAUCAUAGCUUAGCUUGUUAUUGGAAGAAAAUGGGCUAUGAAAAUCUGUGCUGUGUUAGAUGCAUUCAACCUAUUGAUAGUAAGCAUGGAAAUGUAUGUGUUUGCAGAGUGCCUCAAAGAAGCAUUAAUGCAGGUCAGGUUGUUAGAUGUGAUAAUUGCGGAUGUAUGGGAUGCUCUGGAUAUUAA
Messenger RNA from Ordospora colligata OC4, 423 nucleotides. RefSeq names its product putative G10 protein. The coding region runs from base 1 to 423 and encodes 140 amino acids. Gene Ontology annotation, biological process: mRNA splicing, via spliceosome. The transcript has a single exon. NCBI's taxonomy places the organism in Eukaryota, Fungi, Microsporidia, Ordosporidae. The record is from RefSeq and is a predicted model, not a curated record. Gene Ontology annotation, cellular component: spliceosomal complex; nucleus.